AUGAUCACCAAAACGACAAUGUUUAAGGUCGAUACGUUUACGGAAACAAAAGAAUUGGUUCAAUAUGAUUUUGUACCAUACAAAGAGAUUUGCAGCUUAUUUUCUAUGAUGAUUAUUCAACUAAACCUCAAAAAGUUGCCCACCCUGCAGAAAGUGGGCUUUCGCAAACACUUGCCGUUUACCUUUGGGGUUGACGAGGCGCAUGACGCACUCUCAUCCAUGACUUUGGCGCCUUCCAGGAACAAUAUUCUUUUUGAGAUUCAUUAUGCAAUCGAUUCAAACCAAAAAUCAUCCAUUCUACAAGCAUUUUUCGAUUGCCAUUUCCUCCACUGUCCUCGAGCGAGAACACUUUCUAAACCCAGAUCGGAUGAAUCCAUGCAACCAACUGCAAAAGGUGUAGCAGUGCUCCAUUCUUUCUGCAUGCGUGUAGGCAUGCCCACCGGUUUAAUGCCGCAAAUUAUCAAGACGGCGUUCAAUUCCAUGCGCCUCUUACCCCUAGAACGGGAUAAAAAUAACCGCAUAAUAUGCUCACAAGCACUCUUGGUGCAUGUCCUUUGUAAGCUAGUUGGAGAUCCUCCUCGGACUUGGCGACCUGAUGCUGCGCCUGACCCGAUCCUGUUUCAUGUAGAGGAUUCCGGCGAUGAAAUCGGGGGCUUAUAUGGCUUGGACGAGGCUUCGGCGUGCUUUCAAUUGUCGGCGGAAACUUUCAAGCUGGAAACUUCCAAGCAAACGAGUCCGUAUCACCAUCCGUAUUUCACCAAUCCUGAAUCGGACGCUCAGUUUCAGUAUUAUACGUCUUCAUUUGGAGCUCGUUUUCACCAUAUUGACGGAAAAUAUGUGGCAUCGGCAAAGACCCUAGCUCAGUGGAUAUGUGACUGUACAGCAGUGGCUACAAAAGGUGAAGCACACCGCAUUGUCGACAUGUUCAUAAACGCUAAUUUUUUGCAGGCUUUUGAGUCACAACCAGGAACUGUGGCUAAACUGGUCGGUGGAGAUCCUCUCUACUUUGUCACAGAAAUUGAAUUGAGUUCAACCAAAGACUAUGAUAGUCGAAUCAGUGGUUUACAACAUGUUAUUUCUGAUCCAGGAUACAAGCUCUUGUUCAAAGAUUUUCUAUCGCUGACUUUUUGCGGUGAAAAUUUGGAAGCAUAUGUUAAUAUUAGCAAGCUCACCAGAGGAGUAACCUCAUUGAUGGCUAACGUUGCGCCGUUAUUAUCACAAACCAACCUCAACAUGGCAACCCAAACCAAACUAGUGUCGGUUCUCAAGUCUCUUAUGUUCAGAGCAUACCUGAUAUAUUAUAGCCAUUUCGAUACCGAUUCUCCCAGCCAACUCAAUAUUCCGUACGAAAUGAGAAUCAGGAUUUCUCGAGCUGUUUCUGUUGCUAGAUGUGUUCUCGAUGACUCGUGCUCUGAACAAACCAGUGAAAUUGUCAACUCGGUGAUGUCGGAACCCAUACGGUCGCUAAGUUCCGAAAGUUCAUCGGUGGAUACUAAAGAAGAGACUCCGUUGAUUGCAGAACUCAUUGCAUUGUUAGGCAAACUAAGUCGAAUUUCCAAGGAGUUUAUGGAAGCUGAGGAAGCACUCUUGAGGCUUCUUGAAACCGACUCAUUUCCCAACUUUAUCCAUAGCACAUUGUACCAAAGGUUUCUACAUCAGAUUCAUACACGUUGUUGA
This is a messenger RNA of Meyerozyma guilliermondii ATCC 6260, 1677 nucleotides long. It is a transcript of the gene SST2, whose product is annotated as GTPase-activating protein. Bases 1 to 1677 code for a protein of 558 amino acids. The transcript has a single exon. The record is from RefSeq and is a predicted model, not a curated record. Lineage: Eukaryota; Fungi; Ascomycota; Pichiomycetes; Serinales; Debaryomycetaceae.